Messenger RNA from Lacerta agilis (Sand lizard), 4235 nucleotides. RefSeq names its product adenylate cyclase 6 (gene ADCY6). The transcript has 22 exons. The record is from RefSeq and is a predicted model, not a curated record. Gene Ontology annotation, molecular function: adenylate cyclase activity. Bases 126 to 3599 code for a protein of 1157 amino acids. Lineage: Eukaryota; Metazoa; Chordata; Lepidosauria; Squamata; Lacertidae. Gene Ontology annotation, cellular component: plasma membrane. Gene Ontology annotation, biological process: adenylate cyclase-activating G protein-coupled receptor signaling pathway; intracellular signal transduction; cAMP biosynthetic process.
GCUUUCUUUUCUUUGAACAGGUUGCCGCUCAGCGCUGAAGAGGAAAUAAGAGACUGCUGCUUGUUUGCCUUCCCUACGGGGAUCCAUGUCGCCUCCUCGUGUCCAGUUCCCAGCGGCCUUCCAGUAUGUCCUGGUUUAGCGGCAUCCUGGUGCCCAAAGUGGACGAGCGGAAGACUGCUUGGGGGGAGCGCAAUGGGCCCAAGCGCCACCGCCCGGCGCUCUGUGGCCCACGCUACAUGAGUUGCCUGCAGGACCCGGAGCUGGAGCGCGGAGGCAGCGGGGGGCUGGGCCUGAACUGUUCAUGGCAGGAGGACCACUAUGGCAAGAAGCCGCCGCCGCCGCCGCCACCUCCGCCGCCUGGCACUGGGGACCUGGGACUCAAAGCCGUGGACCUGGGCUUCGAGGACGGGGAUGGAGAGACCAAGGGGCUCUCGGCCAGCGACUGCGGCCGGCGCCUGCUGCAAGUGUUCCGCUCCAAGCGCUUCCGUUCGGCCAAGCUGGAGCGGCUCUACCAGCGCUACUUCUUCCAGAUGAACCAGAGUUCGUUGACGGUGCUCAUGGGAGUCUUGGUGCUGGCUUGCGGGAUCAUGCUGCUGUUCCACUGCGUGCCUGGCACACCCCGCGUGCCCUAUGCCGCUGCCCUGGCCGUGGCGGCCGCCCUGUUCCUCUCGCUCAUGGUCCUCUGCAACCGGACUGGCUUCCACCAGGACUGCAUGUGGGCCGUGAGCUACCUGGUCAUUGGAGCGCUGUGCGGGGUGCAGGCUCUGGGCACUCUCCUGGUCUCGCCACGCAGUGCCUCCGAGGGCGUCUGGUGGAGCGUCUUCUUCAUCUACAUCAUCUACACCCUCCUGCCUGUCCGCAUGCGGGCGGCGGUCCUGGCAGGGGCCUUGCUCUCUGUGCUGCACCUGGUAAUCUCCUGGCACCAGAACAGGGCGGACUCCUUCCUUUGGAAGCAGCUUGGAGCCAACAUUUUGAUCUUCCUGUGUACCAACGUCAUUGGCAUCUGCACCCACUACCCGGCUGAGGUGUCGCAGCGCCAGGCCUUUCAAGAGACCCGGGGCUACAUUCAGGCGCGGCUACACCUGCAGCGUGAAAACCGCCAGCAGGAGCGGCUCUUGCUAUCCGUGCUGCCCCAGCAUGUUGCCAUGGAGAUGAAGGAGGACAUCAACACCAAGAAGGAGGACAUGAUGUUCCACAAGAUCUACAUCCAGAAACAUGACAAUGUCAGCAUUCUGUUCGCUGACAUUGAGGGUUUCACUAGCCUGGCGUCCCAGUGCACAGCGCAGGAACUGGUCAUGACACUGAACGAGCUUUUUGCCCGUUUUGACAAGCUGGCUGCGGAGAAUCAUUGCCUCCGCAUCAAGAUCCUGGGGGACUGCUACUACUGUGUCUCUGGACUUCCAGAACCACGGGCGGACCAUGCCCAUUGCUGCGUGGAGAUGGGCGUUGACAUGAUCGAGGCCAUUUCGCUGGUGCGUGAGGUGACGGGGGUGAAUGUGAACAUGCGUGUCGGGAUCCACAGCGGGCGUGUACAUUGCGGAGUGCUGGGGCUACGCAAGUGGCAGUUUGAUGUCUGGUCCAAUGAUGUCACCCUUGCCAACCACAUGGAGGCUGGUGGAAAAGCUGGGCGGAUCCACAUUACGCGAGCUACGCUGCAGUACCUGAACGAGGACUACGAAGUGGAGCCGGGGCACGGGGGUGAGCGCAACGCCUACCUGAAGGAGCACAACAUCGACACCUUCUUCAUUGUGGGCUGCAGCCAGAAACGAAAAGAGGAGAAGGCCAUCUUAGCCAAGCUGCAGAGGGCUCAGGCCAAUUCUACCGAAGGACUGGUGCCUCGCUGGGUCCCUGAGCGCUCCUUCCCCCGGACGAAGGACUCCAAGGCCUUCCGACAGAUGGGUAUUGAUGAUUCCAGCAAAGACAACCGAAGCACGCAGGAGGCCCUGAACCCUGAAGAUGAAGUGGAUGAGUUUCUGGGCAGAGCCAUUGAUGCCCGAAGCAUUGACCAGCUGCGCAAGGACCACGUCAAACGCUUCCUGCUCACUUUCCAGAAGCCAGAGUUGGAGAAGAAGUAUUCCAAAAAGGUGGACACCCGCUUUGGCGGCUACGUGGCUUGCACUGUUCUCGUCUUCUGCUUCAUUUGCUGCAUCCAGAUUGUCAUCUUCCCGCACUCCCCUCUGAUGCUUGGCUCCUACAUCAGCAUCUUUGUCAUCCUGGCCACCAUCCUUUUUGUCUGUGCCAUCUACUCCUGCCUUGGCCCUUUUCCAGCCGCCUUGCAGCGCGUCUCCCGCAAGAUUAUCCAGUCCCGAAUGAACAGCACGAUCACUGGUGUCGCUGCCAUCCUGCUGGUCUUCAUCUCUGCUUUUGUCAACAUGUUUGCUUGCAGCCGGCUCCGCCUCCAAGACUGCGCUGCCGGGUUUCUCAACAUUACUCCAGCCGCCGUGGGGCCCUGCCACCUACGUGCCCUCAACUACUCGUUGGCAUCGGACACUCUGCCCUGCCAGGGAAAUGGUGCUUCUAGCUGCAGCUUCCCUGAGUACUUCACUUACUCGGUGUUGCUGAGUCUACUGGCUUCCUCUGUUUUCCUGCACAUCAAUAGCCUUGGGAAGCUGGCGUUGCUGAUAGGGAUGGAGGUGGUGUACCUGGCCGUGGCCGAAGGGCCCCAGGGGGUGUUGUUUGACAACUACGACCUGCUGGUGGCUGCUAAUGCCCUGCCAGCCUUCAAUGAGACCCACAGUAGCCAAGAUUGUUCUGCAGAGGGGAAAGUGGCCCUACAGUACAUGACACCUGUCAUCCUGCUGCUCUUUGCUUUGGCACUCUAUCUGCACGCCCAGCAGGUGGAGUCUACGGCCCGGCUGGACUUUCUCUGGAAACAACAGGCUACAGGUGAGAAGGAGGAGAUGGAGGAGCUUCAGGCCUACAACCGCCGGCUGUUGCACAACAUCUUGCCAAAAGAUGUGGCCGCCCACUUCCUGGCCCGCGAGCGGCUCAACGACGAGUUGUACCACCAGUCGUGCGAAUGCGUCGCGGUCAUGUUUGCCUCGAUCAGUAACUUCUCAGAGUUCUACGUGGAGCUGGAAGCCAACAAUGAAGGCGUUGAGUGUCUGCGGCUGCUCAAUGAGAUAAUUGCUGACUUCGAUGAGAUUAUCAGUGAGGAGCCAUUCAGGCAGCUGGAGAAGAUAAAGACGAUUGGCAGUACCUACAUGGCGGCUUCAGGGCUGAACGACAGCACGUAUGACCGCGAGGGGCGUUCCCAUAUUACAGCGCUGGCAGACUAUGCGAUGCGGCUCAUGGAGCAGAUGAAAUAUAUCAACGAACACUCAUUCAACAACUUCCAAAUGAAAAUUGGGCUAAAUAUUGGGCCAGUAGUGGCUGGGGUGAUUGGAGCCCGAAAGCCACAGUAUGACAUUUGGGGCAACACGGUGAAUGUCUCUAGCCGUAUGGACAGCACUGGUGUCCCUGACCGUAUUCAGGUGACAACUGACCUAUAUCAGGUAUUGGCAGCCAAAGGUUAUCAGCUGGAGUGUCGUGGGGUCAUCAAGGUCAAGGGCAAAGGCGAGAUGACCACCUAUUUCCUGAAUGGAGGACCCACCAGUUAGCAAGAAAAGAGCCUUUGCUUAACAGAGGGACCUAUUAAGCUGGCCUCAGUCAGGCAGCAUGGGAUUGAUUGGUUCUCUGUCUUUCUCUCUUUGCUCUGGAUUUUGGAACACACCCUCCUAAAAAGGGAAGAAAAACCCUACAGCUUCUGAAAUGGGAUCCUUGAUAGUGUUGGGAAAAAAGAGGAGAUGUCAGGGGGUCGCUUUACCCCUAUACAAGACUUAUUUUUUUAUUUAUUUGGAGCAAAGCCUAACUUGGAGUGCCUCCUUUUGGGCCCGUGUGGGUGCUAUUUUGGGGUGAAGUUUGUUGUGAACCUUCUGCCGCUCUUGGGAUCAGCCAAAGGACCUGGUGAAGCAAGGUUGCAGCAGGGGUUAGAAGACCCCGCCCUUGUGGUUCCACAAAGCUGACAUUUUGAUUUUAUUGUUGAAGAGAGGCUAUACCCUUUUCUUUCUGCCCCGCCUCCACCCUGAAGCAUUGCUCGGAUGUUUUUUUGAGAGGGGCUCCAUUUCUCUCGUGGCGCCAUUUUGCUGAGACUUUCCAGAAGCGCAGCGACUGCACUUUUCUCUUGGGGGAGGUGACUUUUCCCCCAGUGCAUUUUGUUGGUCACAUCUCUCAGCAAACACCCACUCUUAUCUUUU